This is a messenger RNA of Erythranthe guttata (spotted monkey flower), 1698 nucleotides long. NCBI's taxonomy places the organism in Eukaryota, Viridiplantae, Streptophyta, Magnoliopsida, Lamiales, Phrymaceae. The record is from RefSeq and is a predicted model, not a curated record.
AUGAAUCCGGAUACGGCUGCGGCCUUGAGAGAUGUGUACAAUGAAUCACAGAAAAUUAGACGAGAGGAAAUGAAAGGAAAAACAGUUAUACAACAUCUGUGGCACGAACUAAGUGAGAGUGGAUACAGCAAAUGGCAUCGAACAAAUCCUGCUGGUGAUGCAGUGCAAGACGUUAUGUUUGCGCACCCUGAUUCAAUAAAGCUUUUGCAGUUAUUUCCAUACGUCAUCCUGAUGGAUUGCACGUACAAGACUAACAGAUAUGAAAUGCCUCUUUUGGAGAUCAUUGGGGUUACUCCCGUGGGAAUGAACUUCACUAUUGCCGUUGCUUUUAUGUCACGUGAAGAUGAGGACACUUAUGCAUGGACAUUGCGAUGUUUGCGAGACAUAUUACCAAUCGGGAUAGAACUAGAAGUGAUACUGACAGAUCGUGAGUUGGGCCUACUGAAAGCAUUGUCAAACGUGUUUCCACAUUCGCAUCACAUGUUAUGUUUAUAUCACAUAAACAGAAACGUUGAGGCAAACGCGUCAAAAUUCUUGGGUAACACCAAGUUGGGUGUACUGUUCCGGAGGACGGUGUGGGCAAAGUUAGUCGAAUCUGAGACUGAGAAAGAAUACGAAUGCAACUAUAGAGAGAUAGUUAGUUUGUACGGGCAAUAUCCGAAGUUGAUAACUUACAUCAAUGAAACGUGGUUGAUUUAUAAGGAGAGAUUUGUUAAGUGUUGGACCAACAAUAUCGUUCAUUUCGGUAACACGACGACUAACAGGGUAGAGAGUGCACAUCGUGCAUCGAACCGUUGGAUCCAAACAUCGACUGGAGCUAUGGAUACAGUUCAAAAUGCACUAGAUGCGCAAGUUGACCUUCAAAUUAAUGAAUUGAAGGUGGAAAAUGAAAGCAGUAGAACAGUCAGGAUGUACAGUACUUCACUGUCGUGCUUCGGUGCUUUGGUAUGUAACGUAUCACACAAAGCACUGGACAUGUUGGAUAAAGAGUACGAAAAGUUGGAAAAGAAUCCAGAUAGUUGCAACUGUUACCUAAGCCGAACCCACGGACUCCCGUGUGCGUGUAUGAUUGCAGUUAAAAUUGUUGAGGGAGAUACUUUUUAUCCGCAACAGUUACAUCCAUUCUGGAGAACGUUGGUUGUCAAGCCGAAGUCGGAUCCAUGGGAGGACGAGGAGGAACCGUUUGAUCGCACAGUUGCAAUUAAGAAAGUUCUUCUCGAUGAGUUCGAGAAGUUAUCAAACAAAGAUUACAUGUCCCUAAAAAAUGCGGCCGACUAUUUACGGGACCUAAAUAAUCCUUCUUCAACGCAUUUACAAGAGCCGUCAUUUGUGAAGGCCAAGGGACAACCUAAGAAUAACUCGAUGAAGAGGAACUUGUCCGGACAUGAGCACAUGAUGAAUCGGAAAUCCGAAAUUAAAUCUUCUUCGGGCUCUAAGGGUCGCAAAACCCCGAGCGAAAGGAAGCCAGAGUCAAAAUUUGAAGCUGGUACGCCAGAGUCAAAGGUUAAAGGUCGUCCUCGCGGACGUACUAAAUCGACGGAAGAAUCAGUUGUUACUGCCAGGGACCGGGUCAAUUUCUUUUCCUUCAUUCCUCCGUUUCUCGCACAGUCCGUAGCCUCAUAUGUUAAUGUGAGGGCCGAUGGAAAUUGUGGCUACCGGUGCAUAGCCGAAGUUGUUUACGGCAGUCAAGAGAGAUAG